Molecule: messenger RNA, 1420 nt
Organism: Aspergillus saccharolyticus JOP 1030-1
Lineage: Eukaryota; Fungi; Ascomycota; Eurotiomycetes; Eurotiales; Aspergillaceae
Exons: 2
Source: RefSeq, a predicted model, not a curated record
AUGGCCUUGUCUGGAGGACUCACAUUCACGACGACAGAGCCUCUGAUUAGAUGGAACUCGGAGAAAAGGAAAUUCCUCUGCUGUUUGUUCCGAUUCUUCAAGAGGAAUCUCAGCGCCUACAAGGCUGUAUUCGAUGCUGUUUAUCAAGAUGACUUGAGAAGCUUUGGCUUCAACAGAGACGGUGUUUCGAAGAACAGACUCAGUGGCCAGUGGCAUCAUCUGAAAAGGACUGUGCAUCCUGAUUGGGUCGAUGUCCACAUGUGCCCAUUUGACAAGGACGGACGGUGGGCGCCUUUCAUUGCGACAAUCCGCAGAACCUUGAGAUCCUCAAACAUACGCCUCGAGGAGACAAGAGUAGACUGCAUUGAUACUUCCGUUCACGAUUCUGCCUUGCUUACAUCUCACCGCACAUCACCGGUAACUCCGAACUCCUUGUUCACAAUUGGUGCUAACGUGCGACCAAAGUGCCAGAGCGAGGUGCAAGACGACAUGAAUCUAGCGGACGAGGCCGAGGAAGAGGACAUGAGUCUUUGUCACUAUGGCGGCAAAGUGUGUUUCUGGUGUGUUCAGGAGCGGGUUGAGGAGGUAAGUCUUGCCUUAGAAGCAUACAGAUGUUCAGGAAAAGCUAAUUGUCAUUGCAUAAAGAUCACAGUCCAACGCAAUGCUCCGAGGAGAAGAGACGACCUGCCGCCAGUCCUAUACCGGUGGUCAAAUGUCGACUCCCAGGGCGUUAAUAAACCAAAUUUCUGCAUCGCCGGGCUUUUUGAAGAAUGGGAUAGCUACUUCUCACCAGACACGAUAAGCGAAGAGAAGUUCAACGAGUACUUUUUGAAGCAUAUUCACCGCGAGAAAGUUGCAUCCCCAUUUAUCUCGACUUUCCAGUCCAUGCUCUCGCCCGUACAUAGAGCUAUACGGAACAAAGAAGGCGCCCUUAUCUCGAUCUUCAAUAAUAAGAAGCUUGACUUUGUCUACUCAGCCAAGAGCUUCUGUAGGGAACACAGAGUCAGGGUCGAAAGAAGUGACUAUAAGGGCGUCGGCGAGUAUUUGAUUUGGGGCAAGGUUCCGCGCACCGCUAUCAUCUGCUCCUUCAAAAUCAGCGCGUUGGAAAAGACCGCAGCUGAGCACGACGAUGUUGCUAACCUACUUCAGCUCAACGCCAUUGCGUCAUACGAGUGCAACCGACGGCCAUUGAAGCGUGCGCUCUCAACACGCGCCAAGUGUUCUGAUCACGAAUUUGGAAAUUCCGUCGGAAAACUCCUUUCUCUCCUUGAUGUCAAAGUGGAAUAUAGUAGAGAGGUUGGAGAACGCAUGUUUUAUGCCUGGCAGCUGCGAGAGCGAGGAGGUCCGACACAGGCUUUUUACGAAGGAAUUAGCGCAGCCUACGGAGGACCUGUGACUUUAAUAGAUAUCAAUAUGCCGC